AGACGGAAAUCACACGAUGAGCACGUGAGGCAUGACGGUUUAGAGAGAGAGAGAGAGAGAGAGAAUAGAGAAGCUUUGAGCCAGCUAGUGUUCUGUUUCCAAUUCGAGAGCUUCGGAAUAAACCUGAAGCUAACGAACCAACCAUAAACCCUAUCUAUGGCCACCCUCGACCCAAUCCAAAACGGCGUCUCUUCGGACAAUCCAGCCGCCGAACCGUCCUCCACCCCCGCCGAAGACCCCACCCCAGACCCCGCCGCCGCCGAGAAGCGGUGGCCGGGGUGGCCUGGCCACUGCGUUUUCCGCCUAAUCGUGCCGGUGCUCAAGGUCGGUAGCAUCAUCGGCCGCAAGGGGGAGCUCAUCAAGAAGACCUGCGAGGAAACGAAAGCUCGCAUUCGAGUCCUCGACGGCACCGUCGGCACCUCCGAUCGAAUCGUACUCAUAUCAGGGAAGGAAGAGCCGGAGGCACCACUUUCUCCUGCAAUGGAUGCUGUUAUAAGGGUUUUUAAACGUGUCUCUGGGUUUUCUGAAAUUGAUGCCGAGAAUAAAGCAUCAGCAGUUGCAUUUUGUUCUGUCCGUUUAUUGGUGGCCUCAACACAGGCUAUAAAUUUGAUUGGAAAGCAGGGUUCAUUAAUUAAAUCUAUACAGGAAAAUACCGGUGCUUCUGUUAGAGUGCUGUCUGGAGAUGAGGUUCCCUUUUAUGCUGCUGCGGACGAGAGGAUCGUGGAACUACAGGGAGAAGCCAUGAAGGUCCUUAAGGCUUUAGAAGCAGUAGUUGGGCACCUGAGGAAGUUUUUGGUUGAUAAUAGUGUUCUUCCCUUAUUUGAGAAAACUUACAAUGCAACAAUCUCCCAAGAGCACCAGGCAGAUACUACCUGGGUUGAUAAACCAUCACUGCAUAGUGCUUCACAACCUAGCAUUGUAACUGAUCUUCCUCUUUCAACAAAAAGGGAUUCUCUCUUUGCUGACCGUGAAAGUCAGUUGGACUCAUUGCUCCCUCCUUCCACAAUGUCAAUAUAUGGGCAAGAUUCUUCACUUUCUGGUCUUCGUUCUUCGGCUCUCAGUCGACCCAGUGCUCCUCCUAUUGUUACAACGGUAAUACAAACCAUGCAAAUACCAUUGUCCUAUGCAGAGGACAUAAUUGGUAUACAAGGGACUAAUAUUGAAUACAUUCGCUGUACUAGUGGAGCCAUAUUGACUGUUCAGGAGAGCCCGGUGCCUGAUGAAAUCAUUGUGGAAAUAAAAGGUACCUCAUCUCAGGUUCAAACGGCACAACAGUUGAUUCAGGAAGUUAUAAGUAAUCACAAAGAACCUCUUGCUAGUAAUUACAGCAGGUUAGAUACAGGCCUGAGGUCUUCUUACCCUCAGUUGGGCAGUUCAUCGUAUUCCUCAUCUUCCUCAUCUUCCUUGUCCUCGCAACCCUAUAGCGGUGGGUACGGAUCUUCUGGUCUUGGAGGCUAUAGGACUUUCAGACUUUGAAUUUAGUCUCUAGGUCUCACACUGACUUCAUUUGUUCUAAUUGGGUCUGAUUUGAGAGUCGAUGCUGGAAUGUAUUAUGGAGCCACCAAAAUCACGUUUUUAUUAUCCGUUAUCAUCAUAUAAUUGGGUAAUCUUCGAUGUGGCCAAAGAGUUGAGUAGUGCCAUAGAAAAUGUAAUGAAAUAUUAACCAUUUUCAGGAUGUUUAGUUUGUAGUGUAUAUGUGCAUUGAUUUAAAGCUUAAUCGUGGAAUCUAUAGGGGCAUGAAGCUAUGUUAUAUUUAUUUUAUUUUAUAUUUGCAAUGCUAA
Molecule: messenger RNA, 1781 nt
Organism: Glycine soja
Lineage: Eukaryota; Viridiplantae; Streptophyta; Magnoliopsida; Fabales; Fabaceae
Product: RNA-binding KH domain-containing protein PEPPER-like
Exons: 6
Coding region: 157-1476 (439 amino acids)
Biological process (GO): regulation of gene expression
Cellular component (GO): nucleus; cytoplasm
Molecular function (GO): mRNA binding
Source: RefSeq, a predicted model, not a curated record